AAUGACAUUUGGAAAUCAUUUGUUUUUGUCUACAAUCGCUCGCGCAAAUUGUGCUUGUUUGAAUGUCGACGUGUUUUAAAUUCAGUUUUUGCUAAUUAAAAACCUCACCUUUGUUCAUUGCCAGUUGAUUUUAAUCCAUAUUGUAGCUGGCGCCAAACUUGUGCCGGUCAAUACUUUGAAACCUACCCGAACAGCACCGGAUUUAUUUGUGAGACUUGAAGACAAGCAGACUCAAAAUUCCACGUAUGGAGGAGAAACUGAAGGAAUACCGCGCUCUUCGCCGUCGCAAACAGUUGAUAAACGAAGCCAAGGAGAAAUUGGAAGCAGGGAGGCAGAAAAUAGUCGAUAUGUUGGUGCCUAAUGCUUUUAAAGACAUGGGGAAAGAGAAUGAAGAAGAGGCCUUGUUGAUGGAAAAUGAAGAAAUUCCUCAGGAAGAAGAAAAGCUCUUGCCAUCUGAACCAGAAUCACCCAGCGAAGUUGCAUCUGAAACCAGCGAGGUGGAAUCCUUCAUAGAAGAACAACCAGAAUCUUGGCAAUAUUUCACCAUAAAAUGGGCAAUUGUUGGCAUUGUCUGGCUUGCACUUUUCAUAGUUUUCUUGAAAAUCCAAUUCGGGGCAGUUUUCUUUGUGAUCUCAGUUUUAGUAGGAAUUUGUAUUAACACACGAACAAGGCCAAAAAAGAGAGGCGAAGUCUCUGCCUAUAGUGUGUUUAAUGAGAAUUGUGUCAGCAUAGAUGGCACUCUGAAAGCGGAGCAGUUUGAGAGGGAAAUACGGUAUGGUGCGGCCAGUGUGAGGUAAAUUUUAUAUUUACAGCAAAUAUAGGUGUACUCGGUCCCAAUUGAAUUGUGACUUGACUGGCUGUAAUCUCAAUUAUUAAUCUUCAGCCUUCUAUGUACAAUCAACUGCACAUCAAGCUAAUACUAAUUACUGUAUCUUCUAACGUAGUUGGAAUAAUUUAACAAAAUUUUCUAUUUUUUCAACAAAAUGUAGCCUAAUGUGCUGCCGAUUGUACUAUUUAUUAUACCAUUCCAUUAUGAAUAAAUGUGUGUCUAUUUUAAUAGGUGUCUAAAAUUAUCAUGAAACUUUUUAUAACUGUUCGGUCCCUUUUGGAAAACAGGUUUUAUCAGACUGACUGUCACUUCAAGUGAUGUAGUAUGAUUCUUGUAGGAUACGCUGCAGUUAUAGCUAUAUUAUUAACUUAUUAAGAAUAUGUAUGAAAU
Ostrinia furnacalis (Asian corn borer) is the source of this 1219-nucleotide messenger RNA. It is a transcript of the gene Saysd1, whose product is annotated as SAYSVFN motif domain containing 1. The transcript is spliced from 3 exons. Bases 246 to 797 code for a protein of 183 amino acids. The record is from RefSeq and is a predicted model, not a curated record. Lineage: Eukaryota; Metazoa; Arthropoda; Insecta; Lepidoptera; Crambidae.